AUGCUUGUAUUAGUCAUCGCCUUGGUAUUUCUUAAGUCAAUCCUUGCAACACCACCAGCUUGUUUUUUAAGUUGUAUUAAUGAAAUUGCCCAUGAUUGUCCCGAAGAUGCUGUAAAUUUAACAUGCAUUUGUAUCAAUGAAGAUUUGAUCAUUGGCUGUCUUGUCGAUAUAUGUCCGUUUGGAACGUUUAUAAGUGCCAGGGAUCAUUAUAUUGGAACGUGCUUAGAACACGGUCGUCCUUCAAUUACCAAUCCAGUUCCUCCACCAGCAAUUUGGCCACCAGAACCAAAAGUUUCUUCAAUUUCGAACACUACUAUGAGAACCGAAUUUACCAGCUCAAUUAUGCAAGUAACACAAACAGUUGAGUUCCCAGCUAGAGUUACAAUAACUCCUAUACCAAGUGAUAUACCUAAACCUGAGAUUGUCGACGAGUCCGAAGAUGAGUUUUAUAACCCUAAUGAACCAUGUGAAUGGGAAGAAACUGACUCGUUAGAUGAAAAUGGCGCCUUCAUAGUAAUUCGAAGACCAGUUAAUGUACCUAAACGUUAUCGAGAUCCAUCAAAUGUUGGAAAUAUCAGAAGGGUCAUCAUAACACGACCAGUUAAUUAUUAUUCCAAUCAACAGGCAUCCGAUAAUCCUAAACCACACAAGGUCCAACACGUUAAGAGAAUUAAAAAAUUCCCCAAAAAAGUUUCUAAAAAUGCUAAUGAAUCAAAAAUGUCACCAUCAACUUUGAAUCAAAAAAUCAAGCCCAAUAGAAAUAACUUGAAGAAACUCCACAAGAAAAAAUUCAAAGUAAAUAGAAAAUCAAUAUAA
This is a messenger RNA of Candida albicans SC5314, 816 nucleotides long. RefSeq names its product Ccw14p (gene CCW14). The record is from RefSeq and is a predicted model, not a curated record. Bases 1 to 816 code for a protein of 271 amino acids. Lineage: Eukaryota; Fungi; Ascomycota; Pichiomycetes; Serinales; Debaryomycetaceae. The transcript has a single exon.